AGGGAGAGCGAAAAUUCAGGAUGAACCGCGGCGAUCGAGGAUCUUGGGGAGCCGAGCCAAGUCGAAAUUAGGAGCAGCUCGGCUGAUCUGUGCCAGCCCCACAUCCAAUCUGUUCACGCGGAUACAGAGUACGUGGAAGAAGAAGAGAGCAGAUGAUGAGAGAGAGGCUCCAGAAAUUUCAACCCUCACAUCCCAAUAAAUCAGGGUUCCCCCAAGAGAAAAAGCCUCACAAUUGAAUCAGAGAUGACGCCCGAAAAGGGGCACCACUCAAAAAAGCAGGCAGUUUAUUUUGGCAUCGUUCACGAGAUAUAUCCUCCUCCAUGGUUUCCCUCUCCUCCCCACGCAGAAAAGACUCCUUCUCUCGCGAUGAAUUCCCCGGGAAACGCUUGCCACCGCCUUCUUUCCACUACCAUCAUCAUUUUUCCUUUUCUUUCCCCCUCUUUGUCUCUCCUCCGACAUUAAAUUACCUUCUUCUUGUUCUUGUUCUUCGUUCUUGUUUGUUUGCAAUCUUUUUAGUUUUUGUCUUUGUUCUGUACCGACAUUAUCACUAUUCUUUUGAUCGGGAUUGUGGAGAAGGGCUUCCAAGAAAAUGGCGACGCUCGAGGCUUUGCGCCAUUACUUUGACAGCCCCACGCAGGAGAAGAGCCUUCUCGAUGCCCUGACUGCUCUCAGACGGAUGAAGACGAUCAACCCCGUCGACCUCGCCAGCUUCACGGAGAUCUUCGGCGAGCUUCAUUUCAAAGAAAACAAUCCUUUGGAGGACUCCCCUCAAUCGGUCGUCCUCGAUGACGGAGCACCAUCGUCGUCGUCUUCUACGACGGCGUACUUUUCUUCUGAUGACGAUUCUUCUCAGGCGUCCAGCGUCGCGCUUGUUGAUGACGAAGCUCGUGACGUGGUGCCCAAGACUGGGGAGUCUUUCCUGAAGAACACGAAAAAUCUGCAGAUGUGUACGGAGGGGCUGGGGUCCGAGAGCGGCGGGGAUGUGGAUGAAUCGCCGCAUAGUUCGGCGGAGGGUUCGUCAGAGCCAUUGGGGAAUCAAUCGGGAAACGGGCAGAGGAUGAAGGAUAUCAAUCGGAGGAGUAAGUACGAAGGGUUUCCUCCGCCCAUUUCCAGCAUAGGAAGGAACGGGCAGCCGUGGGUCUCCUUUAGAUCUUAUAGAGAAGACGGAAGGUUUGUUCUCAGAGAAAUCAGAAUGCCCAACCAAGAGUUUCUGCAUGCUAGCCGUGAAGACGGUCGCCUGAAGCUUCGUUUCAUUCAGAGAGAUGACGACCUUGAAACAGACGCAGUGGAAGAAGAAGAAGAAACGAAUGAUGAUGGCGACGACCCGGAAAUGGGUGGUGCCCAACAAGCACAACUACAAGAGGAAGACGAUGGUGGCGGCGAUGAAGGUGAAAAGCGAGCGCCUAUGUAGAUAAAUAAAUAGAUAAAUAAGAAAAACCUUCCAUAGAUCAAGGGCUUGAAUCUCUGUCUCUACUGUUUUCCUCUUUUUUCUUUGAAAAGGUUGGACAGUGGUACGACGUACUUUCGAGAGCUGGGUCCCGCUUUUUUGUUCUUCUAGGAGUCGGGAAAAGAACUUGUACCUGAGGAUUUCUUCGCUAUUUUUAUAUUUUUAAAUGUUGAGAGCAGAACAAUAUAGAAAUUUC
Nymphaea colorata (pocket water lily) is the source of this 1643-nucleotide messenger RNA. Its product is annotated as protein FANTASTIC FOUR 3. The record is from RefSeq and is a predicted model, not a curated record. Lineage: Eukaryota; Viridiplantae; Streptophyta; Magnoliopsida; Nymphaeales; Nymphaeaceae. The transcript has a single exon. Bases 590 to 1411 code for a protein of 273 amino acids.